ACUAAAUAAAACAUUCGAGCUGAUUAAUUAGGAGAUGGGAAGAUCAAUGAAGGUCGAGAUUGAAGUGAUCUCCAAUAAGAUAAUCAAACCAUCUUCUCCAACUCCUGGCCACCUUCGUCAUUACCAAUUCUCCUUUCUUGAUCAAAUAGCUCCCCAAGUCUACAACCCUUUACUCCUCUUCUAUGAAUACAAUGCCAAGACACAUCCCAAUAUCACUGAAAUAUCCAACCACCUUAAGAACUCGUUAUCCAAGGUCCUAUCCCUAUUCUACCCGCUAGCGGGAAUCAAACACAACCACUUCAUACAUUGCAAUGACGAGGGCAUCCCCUACGUCAAGGCUCAAGUGCUGAAUUGCACUCUCUCUGAUGUUCUCAGCAACCCCAACCCUGGUGAACUUAACAAGUUCAUGCCAUUUGAACUUGAUGAUAUUACCAAUCCAUUACCCUUAGGGGUCCAGCUCAACAUAUUUCAGUGUGGAGGAUUUGCUAUUGGCCAAUGCAUUUCUCACAAGAUUGCUGAUGGGUUGUCCUAUUUCAUGUUCAGCAAAAUUUGGGCAGCCAUUGCCCGUGGGAACCAAGCCAACAUAGACCCUCCACCAUUUGUGUCAGCCACUCUUCCCACCAAAGGAGUUCAAUACUGGAUUCGAUGGAGGCGUUGGAAUCACAAAGGAUAGAGUGACAAAGAGGUUCGUGUUCAGUGCCUCUAAAUAGAAACCCUCCAAGCAAAAUAUGAAGAAGAUAUGAAAAGCCUCCAACUAAAAUGCCCCUCGCGUGUCGAGAGACCUUAUCCGCUUUCAUAUGGAGUCGAUUUGUGGUGGCUACAAAGGAUUGUACCGUGAAUAAAUUGUACAGGGUGGUCCAUGCAGUGAACCUACGUCCACG
This is a messenger RNA of Malus domestica (apple), 881 nucleotides long. Its product is annotated as limonoid 21-O-acetyltransferse-like. The record is from RefSeq and is a predicted model, not a curated record. Lineage: Eukaryota; Viridiplantae; Streptophyta; Magnoliopsida; Rosales; Rosaceae.